Messenger RNA from Cooperia oncophora, 378 nucleotides. The record is from the annotation of a GenBank genome assembly. NCBI's taxonomy places the organism in Eukaryota, Metazoa, Nematoda, Chromadorea, Rhabditida, Trichostrongylidae.
AUGGCAGCCACGCCUACUCCUCUGCUAAGGGGUCUCUGUGAAUAUGUGAAGACGAACAACCUCAAGGGAAUUAUACUUCAACAUUUGCUGCUUGAUGGAGAGACACCAUGGACUGCUCCAGAUGUGAAAGAUCGAAUUCGCUCUAAUUCGCUUUUCACUGGCAGUAAUCUGAGAAAGGCUGUUAACGAAGGUGUUGCCGAUUUCAACUCAUGUUUUCUACAGGAAAUUCCGUUGCUUUUUCGCAGCGGGGCCAUCAAGCUCAAUACCGCUCUGAUCCAAGUCUCUCCACCGGACGCACAUGGCUACUGUUCUUUAGGCCCUUGUGUGGAUAUAACAAGAGCAGGAGCAGCAAAUGCCGACACUAUCAUUGGUCAGUGA